CUAGGUGGUGGCGUGUACGAACCGUCCACACCCGCAAUGACCGUCCCCGGGCCGCCGCAGGUCCCUGCUGGCUCCUGGAGAACAUAUUUAGGAGCUACCAUAGUUACCCUUGGCUAACAGCCGUGCCCGGGGCCAGAUUAACCAGCCGUGGGGUGCCCGGUGAGGUUAUAAGAGCGUGCCAGAGCCCGGGGGAGCCCACUUGAGCCGUGAGGAGAGGAAGUAUGUGAGGGAGAGAUCAGCCCAGUCACUGCACAACACAAAAAUGGGGCUCGUCUGGCUGAAAAAGAUCUUGGAGUCUCAAUACAAAAUGGACUUGUUAAUGGUGGGUGUGGCCUUGGUUCAUCUUAUUGCUGCACCAUACACCAAAGUGGAAGAGAGUUUCAACCUCCAAGCUUGCCAUGACUUGCUUUACAAUGGCAUUCAUCUGCAAGAGUAUGACCACCUGGAGUUCCCAGGGGUGGUGCCACGAACAUUCGUUGGUCCCAUAGUGGUAUCAACUCUUGCCUACCCAGCUGUAGCUGUCGUCCAGUUUCUUGGACUCUCAAAAUUCAUUGCUCAGUACAUUGUGCGAGGUGUGCUGGGCCUUCUGGUUAUCCUGGCAUGGCGAAGACUCUGCAAGCAAUUACAGGAGAGUUUUGGGAAGCCCCUCACAUUCUGGUUCACACUCAUCACAGUCUCCCAGUUCCACUUUAUGUACUAUCUGAGUCGACCGCUACCAAAUACGUUUGCACUUGUUGUUGCUCUGCUUGCAAUCUCUUAUUGGUUGGAGCAACGACAUCAUCCGCUCAUAUGGACAUGUGGAAUUGCAGUGCUGAUAUUCCGGUCUGAAUUAUGUCUUUUCUUGGGUCCAAUGUUGUUGGCUGACCUCAUGACUCGUAGAUUACAGAUUCUACCAUUUCUUCAGAGUGCUAUUCCAGCUGGACUCUGCUGCCUAACAGUGACAUUAGCCAUUGAUUCUCUCUUCUGGGGCCGCCUGCUGUGGCCAGAAGGAGAAGUUUUCUGGUUCAACACCUACAAAAACCAAAGCAGUACCUGGGGUACAUCACCAUUAUUGUGGUACUGGUACUCUGCAUUGCCGAGGGCUUUGGGUUCAAGCUUGCUUCUGGUUCCUAUAGGUGUGGCCUUGGACAAGCGGCUGCAAGUACUAAUAACACCAGCUAUAAUUUUCAUCACUGCCUACUCUUUUCUGCCCCACAAGGAACUCCGCUUUAUCAUAUAUGUUUUCCCUGUUCUCAACAUUGCGGCAGCCAGAGCAUGUCACUUUUUUUGGGAAGGUCGAGAAAAAUCUGGCACUCGUCAGUUGCUGGCGAUUGGCUGUGUAUUGCACCUCCUAAUAAAUGUGGCAUUCACCACUCUUCUACUUACCAUUUCGGCCAACAAUUAUCCAGGAGGAGCCGCUAUUCACAAGUUGCAUCAGAUUAUUCCUCAAGACGCUAAGGUUCAUAUUCAUAUAGAUAAUUAUGCAGCCCAAACUGGAGUAUCGAGGUUCACACAGCUUCACGAUCACUGGAAGUACAACAAGACAGAAAAUAUGAAGGCCGGAAGUAAUGAUAUGCGGUCUUUCAGUCACCUUCUAGUUGAGGCCAAGUCCAAAUACUCCUACAAUCUGAAGCAUUACACAUCUUCCCAUGAGAUUAUCUCUGCAGUAGAAGCAUUUUCACAUCUUAGUUUCAAUUAUCAGCAAUUUCCUCCAGUGAAGGUUAGAGUCAAGCCAGCAGUGUUCCUGCUGAAGAAUCUAGAAGAGGAAAAUAUAGAUUGGUCAUGGCUACCUUCAGAAACAUCGACAGAAGAUGCUAAUAUAAAAGGUGAACCGAUACAGCAAGAAAAUAUUGAAGAAGAUCAGAUUGAGGAAGAUGAAGGAAAACAAGUAUUAGAAAGUAAUACAUUUGAAUUAAAAGAGGAAGAAAUUGGCAUAGGAAAGAGAAAUAAUAAGAGAGAUAUUGAUAAUGAAAACAAGGUAGAAGGAUAUGGGGUAAAGAAGGUAGGAAAUAAAGAAACCUUUGGAGAAGAUGAUAUAGAACCAGUAAUAGUCGAUGCAGAAGAAGAAGAAAUGCUUUUGGAACCCAAGCUUCCCAAUACUGGCUGCUUUGCUCCAGAAGGGGAAAUAACUGAAGUCUUUGAUGUUGAGGAUAUUCAUGAUUUCCCUGUAGAUGAGCUGUUAACUUCAAAGCCUGAUGCAGGUGAAGAGAUUGCCGAAGCAGCAGCAGCAGCAGCGGAGCCUCUUGAAGUGGUAGACGAUGCAGCAAAUGCGGAAAACGAAGACAUUACUGAACCCUGUGUUCUUUGCAGUUCAGGUGAUGAUUCUCCUAAUGAUAUUACUAUUAAUGUUGCUAAAGACGGUAUCAGUGGUUUGUGUGAUGAUAGUGUUGUUGAUCAUGUAGGUCAAGAUAAAGCUGGUGGUAAUGAUGAUGUUGGCAGUAAUGAUAUUAAUGGCAAAAGUGGUUUCACUAAAAACGAUGAUGUUGAUAAUAUUAAUGCCAGGGAUGAGAAAGAAGGUAAUGUUAAUGAUGUAGAUAGCAGUAAUUUGAAUGUUGAUAGUAAUGUUAAUGAUGUAGAUAGCAGCAAUUUGAAUAUUGAUGGUAAUGUUAAUGAUGUAGAUAGCAGCAACUUGAAUGUUGAUAGUAAUGUUAAUGAUGUAGAUAGCAGCAAUAGUAAUGUUAAAAUUGUUGACAAUAUUGAUGGAGUCCAUAGUGACACCAGUGAUAAUGUUUUUCCUGACAAUGUUCUUGAAACCAAUCCAGAGAUUCUCGAUGACAAAGUUGGUGCUACUUUACCACCCGGAGAGAGUAUUAAACUAAUUGAAGAUUUAGAAGUUGAAGAUACUGAUGCCGAAGAGGAGGAAACUAGGUUCGUCGAAGUGACAUUGCCUUCGGAUGACAAGGAUGCGCAAAGUGAAGUUAUGGAAGACGAUGAGGGUUCGCCGUCUGCAGUAGAGCAGGUCAUUACCGGGAUCAGGCAAUGUUUAUGGAACGUCUUUCUCUUCUGUGCUGUCUGUUACAUUGGCAUGUCACUUUACUGAAGUGUUGAGGUUAUUAUACGAGUAGUGGCAUGACCCUUUUACAGUACUGAAGUUCACAGUACACGUACAUAAAAAUGUGUGUACUGAACUGCACAAGCAACAUUUUUGUGCAUCUACAUGGUUUGCUACAUCAGCUUGAAUGUGGAAGGGAUACAAUUUGUUGUAUGCUUGCAGUAUAUUAUAUGCACCAUUUGUAUAUUACUAUAAAUACCUAGGCUCAAACAAAUUUAACUUUUUAAAUAUUGUUUGUGUGUUAAAAUUCUCAUACAAAUUUUCAUCAUGGCCAUUUAAAUUAAAAGUGCAUUGAAAACUGUUUGGUUUUCCAUAGUGAGGGACAGGACGUCGUCUGGGCAUAUUGAGAUAUUUCUCAUUACUGUACCGGUAAUAAUAAUAAUAAUAGUGGAGGCGAUGAGUCACAAUAACGUGGCUAAAUCUAUCUGACGAAACAAAGCAUACAUCAUCCACAGGGAUGUUUCAGAAGAUCUGAACCAAAGACCUGAAAAAACAUUAUAGUAUUAAGUUGAUUUGCAUCUUUGUCAAAGCAGGGGGAUUUUAUAACUGCACUGUAUAGUGUAUCUUUUUAACAAUGUUUUUUUUGUAAUUUAGUGACUAAUUUAGCUGGGAAAUAUGAAAAAUAGGCUAAUGCUUUGCUUAUAUAUCUACCUUAUUUACAGUACUAUACUAGGAAAAAAUAUAAAUGUAUUUUAAUACAAGUAAAAAUAUUAAUAAAUAAUAGUACAGUAUUA
This is a messenger RNA of Procambarus clarkii (red swamp crayfish), 3765 nucleotides long. RefSeq names its product Alg12 alpha-1,6-mannosyltransferase (gene Alg12). Gene Ontology annotation, molecular function: alpha-1,6-mannosyltransferase activity. Gene Ontology annotation, biological process: protein N-linked glycosylation. Gene Ontology annotation, cellular component: endoplasmic reticulum membrane. NCBI's taxonomy places the organism in Eukaryota, Metazoa, Arthropoda, Malacostraca, Decapoda, Cambaridae. The record is from RefSeq and is a predicted model, not a curated record.